UAUUUUUUAUUUUUAAAAUAGCAUCACCCUUUUCUUAAUCAAAAGGAAAACAAAGAGGACAAUAGCGUCACCGACCCAAGCUUCAACCAAAAGUAUAAAUUCCCAAAUUCCCAAAUCCAUUGUGAUCCUAUUUCCAAUUUCCGCAAUUUCCCUCCCAAGCUUCAACCUUGAAACCCUGAUUUCAUAGUCCGUAGAAAAACCAGAAACACGAUGCAUCCCAAACUUCACAAUUUCCAAAUCUUCCUCCAAUCUCCAGACCUCCAAAUUCCGACCCAAACCAUAACCCUAGCCCCAACUCAGACGCCAACUCUCCGUCACCUCAAGCUCUCUAUUUUCUCCCAUACCCUGCCAUCGCUUUACUUCACCCUCAAUGGUAAACCCCUAAACGACUCCACUCCACUUCUCGAUUCCCAAAUUACCCCUCUUUCUACCCUCUUUUUACGUAUUAGAGCUUGCGGAGGUGGCGGCGAUGGCGGGGCCACGGGGGCCGAGUCCCGCGACUGUUAUCUCAAGAUGUAUGCUGAGAAGAAGCCCGAUAAGGUUGACCCAAAUGAGCAGAGGCUGUCGAAGUGGCUCAAUUGCUCGCUCUCCAACGAGCCCUUGAAGGAACCGUGCGUGGUGGAUUUUCUUGGGAAUGUGUUUAACAAGGAGCCCCUUGUGGAGGCCUUGUUGGGCAAGAAGGUGCCCAAGGCCUUUGGGCACAUAAAGGGCUUGAAGGACAUGAUCACUGUUCAUUUUUCCCCAAUUCCUGGGACUGAAUCCAAUCACCGAUCGAGUGCCGCGGGGCCGCGGUUUCAAUGCCCUAUUUCUGGAGUGGAGUUUAACGGUAAGUGUAAGUUUUUGGCAUUGAAAACUUGUGGACAUGUACUCAGUGCAAAGGCUUUAAAGGAGGUAAAAUCCUCCACUUGCCUUGUUUGUCAUGUUGGAUUUUCUGAGGCGGAUAAGAUUGUGAUUAACGGAAACGAAGAGGAAGUUGCGGCGUUGAGAGAUAGAAUGGAGGCCGAGAAGGGGAAAGGGAGAGUGAAAAAGAUGAAGAAGACGAAAAAAGGGGAUGCUACUCUGAAUGGAGAGGAGGGUAUGGGUUUUGAGGCCUCGCGGUUGAGCGGUACCAAGCAUGGCAUUGAUGUUAAGGCUGUGGAGAAGGCAUCAGCAAAUGUAGAGGUACAUGGGAAGGUUGUGAAUGGUGGGGAUAAUGUGAAGGGUGUGAGUAAUGGUGCGGCAAAGAGGUUCAAGGCUGUGGAUAUAGCCCCGCCUAAUGCUACUAAGGAAGUGUAUGCGUCUAUCUUCACGUCGUCAAGGAAGUCGGAGUUCAAGGAAACAUAUUCUUGUAGAUCUCUCCCACUCGGUAGAAACUAAUUGAUGGUAAGGUCGAAGAGAAUGCAAUAUUGUCUCAUUUUUAAUGUGAAUUUUCAGUUUUUAUUGAUUCCUAUUUUGUUGUAAUUUGAAGUUGAUCUUUAAUAGGAAACUUUGGCUUGUUAUAUACUCUCAUUGGCUGUCUUGCUGCUUGGUAGCAAGCAUAAUCCCUUGAUCUACAAUAUCAGUUGU
Prunus mume (Japanese apricot) is the source of this 1545-nucleotide messenger RNA. Its product is annotated as RTF2 RING-finger protein. The record is from RefSeq and is a predicted model, not a curated record. Gene Ontology annotation, biological process: mitotic DNA replication termination. Lineage: Eukaryota; Viridiplantae; Streptophyta; Magnoliopsida; Rosales; Rosaceae. Gene Ontology annotation, cellular component: nucleus.